Cicer arietinum (chickpea) is the source of this 471-nucleotide messenger RNA. RefSeq names its product secreted RxLR effector protein 161-like. Lineage: Eukaryota; Viridiplantae; Streptophyta; Magnoliopsida; Fabales; Fabaceae. The record is from RefSeq and is a predicted model, not a curated record.
AUGCAAAAUUGCAAUGGAAGCAGCACCCCAUCAGGGUUGGUGUUGUCCAAAGAGGGCAAUGAUAAGUUGAUUGAUCCUACAACCUUCAAGCAAAUUGUAGGAUCUCUGAGGUACUUGUGCAACACUAGACCAUAUAUCUCAUAUAGUGUUGGGUUGAUUAGUAGGUACAUGGAUAAGCCUAGGACAUCAUACUACAUGGCAAUAAAAAGGAUCUUGAGAUACAUAAAGGAGGCCAUUGAGCUUGGUCUGUUGUACUCCACAAAACUGAAUGAAGAUGAAGCUGAACUUAUUGGCUUCACUAAUGUUGAUUGGUGUGGAGAUAUAGAUGAUAGAAAGAGUACCACGAGGUAUGUAUUUACAAUCAAUAACUCACCAAUCUCAUGGUGUUCAAAGAAGCAAAGCAUAGUAGCAUUGUCCACAUGUGAAGCUGAAUAUGUGGCUGCAUCUAUGGGAACAUGUCAAGCUAUAUAG